Molecule: messenger RNA, 3395 nt
Organism: Amoebophrya sp. A120
Lineage: Eukaryota; Dinophyceae; Syndiniales; Amoebophryaceae
Source: the annotation of a GenBank genome assembly
AGCCAGUUCCAACUACUCUCCCGUCUUCAACUCAACCUACUGCAAGAAUCUAGUACAAAAGAAACCAACGACCAGCCCGAAACAGCAUCAAGAGCAACAUACAAGAGCAAUCGCACAAAGAACUACUCCCCCAACCACCAAAACCAAAAAAUGGCGAUCCUGAAAACUAUGGCCCUCGCCGCCGCCUCGACGGCUUUGCUGGCGGGCAACGGCGGUGUCGAUGCCGUGGAGGUUCUGAUGUCGAAUCAGAAUAAAAUGGCGACCGCCCAAAACAAGAAGAAGAUGAGUACCGCGACCUCCACCAAGAAGACCGCUGAACUGCACAAGAAGGCGCACCACAAGAAAGCGUCUCAGCACCAGGAGAGCCAGAAGGUGUCGUCUAAAAUGUCUGAGAAGGAGAAAAACAUUCUUUGUGACGAGCAGUUGAAGGCUUACUGUGAAAUCAAGGGUAAGACCAGCACCAUCGAAAAAAUGGCAGCCGAUGCGGCCAAGGCGUCCCUCGACGCGCAGGGUUGCAGCACAACCUGCCCCGGCUCUUGCCGUUGAGUUUUUUGCGUCGUCUGGUGACGUCGGUCGUUCAAACUACAAUCAAAAGGGACGUCGAAACAGCAGCUGCAGAAUUGGAAAUCCCUUUACAGAGGUGGGAGAAGAUAACAACCCACGCGAAGUAGAACGACAACUACUUUCUGUAUAUGUCUUGUCGCUAGCAGUUGCACUUCGUCUUCAUGUUCAUCUCAUCAGCCAAGAAUGAAUCACUCCUCCAGUUUUAUUCAUACAAAUGUAGUGUAUCAGUUUCACGUAUUAUUAUUACGUUCUUGCACAGUAUGCUAGUCCCUGCUUCCUCUGCUCGUGCGUAUCCCGCAUGGUGAUGACAUUGAGAGCAGCCCAGCCUUUUUUUGUCCCACCACAAAAAAUCUUUAGCAUAAACUCCACUUUCCAACUCGAAAAAUAAUUAGACAAAUCAUUUAUCGUAGCUAAGAAUUUAGCAAGUAAAAAGAAACCAUCUCAAAGAAAUUUUAGAGUUCAUCUGCAUACAUCACGACAUGGAUGCUGAAGACCAUUUAGCAAUCCGACGCAGCCCCCCUAUCAGUACCCCUGAUAAGCACAAGGCCGUCAGACACAACGCGCGCAAACAAGAGUAUCAGAAAGCUCUAUCCCAAGCGAGUGCAUCAUUCACAAAAUAGCAGAAGUAGCAGCCGCACUUUUUCUGUUAUUUUGAGCCUUGGUCAAGAAGAUCGGUUGUCGCACCACGACUCUUUCCUAACAAUCAUCACUCGGCUCGGUCGUCGUCUCCUCGGAUUGAUUCGGUUGUUGUGACUCAUUGUUCGAGGUAGAACCUACAGCAACUGGAGUUUCGGUUUUUUAUGCGUAGCCGUCCGUUCUCGAAAGCGUGCCACUCUGCGAAAGAUGUUUCGUUUUUCGGCGUCCGUUGUAAUUCCAAGUCAUUCGUUCACACGAUGUUUAAAAUAAAAGUACUCGUUUUCUUUUCUGGGCUUGCCCCUGUCGUCCUCGUCCUUAGUCUCGUCCUAGUAUUAGUAAGCCUCGUCGUUUUUCUGAAGUAAUUAUCUGUUCCCCCUAGUAACGAAAACGAAUCGACAAAGAAAGCAAAAAUAUCAGCACAAUUGUAGCCAGUUCCAACUAGUACUCUCCCGUCUACAACUCCUACUGCAGUCUAGUAAGAAAGAAACCAACGACCAGCCUAAAAACACCCAAAGAAACGACGCCACAAAGCUAUACAGCAUCAAGAACAAAAAUCGGACAAAGAACCCCCCCAACAACCAAGACCAAAAAAUGGCGAUCCUGAAGAACGUGGUCCUCGCCGCCGCCUCGACGGCUUUGCUGGCGGGCAACGGCGGUGUCGAUGCCGUCGAGGUUCUGAUGUCGAAUCAGAACAAGAUCGCGACCGCCAAAAACAUAUGCAUUGCAAAUAUGUCUGGGUCCUCUGGAAGAAUGCAAGACUUGUCAUGCACAUUUUGCGUGACCACCAUGACGUCUGUGAUGCAUGCCCUAGCAUCGCAGACUUUUCGAGGGCUUUCUGAUGCGUAAACUGCAUGAGAAAUAAUGCCCUCUCCGCGUAGCACAAAGUCGACUCCUCUUGCCGGGCAUGCAAUACAAAUUUUUUUGGAAUCCAAACGCAGCAUCACAAGUUGCCAUCUACUUCCAGACCCAGACAUUUUUGCAUUUGAUAAAACAAGAAGAAGAUGAGCACGGCGACCUCCACCAAGAAGACCGCUGAGCUGCACAAGAAGGCGCACCACAAGAAAGCGUCUCAGCACCAGGAGAGCGAGAAGGUGUCGUCUAAAAAAAUGUCUGAGAAGGAGAAAAACAUUCUUUGUGACGAGCAGUUGAAGGCUUACUGUGAACUCAAGGGUAAGACCAGCACCCUCGAAAAAAUGGCAGCCGAUGCGGCCAAGGCGUCCCUCGACGCGCAGGGUUGCAGCACAACCUGCCCCGGCUCUUGCCGUUGAGUUUUUUGCGUCGUCUGGUGACGUCGGUCGUUCAAACUACAAUCAAAAGGGACGUCGAAACAGCAGCUGCAGAACUGGAAAUCCCUUUACAGAGGUGGGAGAAGAUAACAACCCACGCGAAGUAGAACGACAACUACUUUCUGUAUAUGUCUUGUCGCUAGCAGUUGCACUUCGUCUUCAUGUUCAUCUCAUCAGCCAAGAAUGAAUCACUCCUCCAGUUUUAUUCAUACAAAUGUAGUGUAUCAGUUUCACGUAUUAUUAUUACGUUCUUGCACAGUAUGCUAGUCCCUGCUUCCUCUGCUCGUGCGUAUCCCGCAUGGUGAUGACAUUGAGAGCAGCCCAGCCUUUUUUUGUCCCACCACAAAAAAUCUUUAGCAUAAACUCCACUUUCCAACUCGAAAAAUAAUUAGACAAAUCAUUUAUCGUAGCUAAGAAUUUAGCAAGUAAAAAGAAACCAUCUCAAAGAAAUUUUAGAGUUCAUCUGCAUACAUUACGACAUGGAUGCUGAAGACCAUUUUAUUUAGCAAUCUGACGCAGCGGCCCCCCUAUCAGUACCCCUGAUAAGUACAAGGCCGUCAGACACAACGCGCGCAGGCCAAAGUAUCAGAAAGCUCUAUCCCAACAAGCGAGUGUAUCACUUACAAAAUAGCAGAAGGAGCAGCCGCGCUUUUUCUGUUAUUUUGAGCCUUGGUCAAGAAGAUCGGUUGUCACGCCACGACCCUUUCCUAACAAUCAUCACUCGGAUCGGUCGUCGUCUCUUGCGAUUCGGUUGUUGUGACUCAUGGUUCGUAGAACCUGCAGCAACUAGAGUUUCGGUGUUCAUAUUUUAUGCGUAGCCGUCCGCUCUCGAAAGCAAAGCGUGCCACUUUGCGAAAGAUGUUUCGUUUUUUGGCGUCCGUUGCAAUUUCAAGUCAGAUUCGUUCACAU